UUGUCUCAUUAUCAGGCCGUGUGGUGUCUGAUGUGCUGUCAGACGCUGCAGUGACAGUGUUGGUUUUAUGAAUGAGAAUAAAUCUGACAUCACCACAUUCUUCAUAAGAAGAGCUUGGGGCAUUUUUAAACUAUAUAGACUUAAGGAGCAUCUGAAGCAAAAUGUUUCACAUGAAAAUAAACAUAAUUAAGAAUCAGCCUGCAUUUCUUUUUGAAUGAAACACCAAGUGGAUGUACCAAAAGAAACUCACAGCACUCUCCAUCUGUACAGCUGUAGCGUUUGUGUCUCUACAUUAUUGAUUCCCAGAGUCUGCUGCUGCUGGCCAGUAGGCUCCUGAGACAGUUUUUUUUCAAAGGGAUAGGAGCAGAUGAAGUGAUGAGAUUCGUGUAACUUUUGGAUGACCCCUUCUUGACAAAGACAGUCUCCAUCAAUUGUCCUCUGUCAUUAUUCCCUCCUUUUAUGCCAUGGGGCUUUUUGUACCUUUUGUUGCUUUCUCUGUUGAACACCGUGCCUUCAAGUUACACCUUAGAAACUGAUAUAUUUUAUAUCUUCUCAGAUAAAACACUCUAUGCACCAUCAGCGUUUUUAUGUUUAUUUGUUUGUAUAAUUUUAAAGUAAUUAAAUGUUUAAGUAAGGUAUUUGAUUUUUCCAUUGUAUCAUUGUAUCAUCCAAAUGUGCACGCGGAUGUUUCAGGCCAAUAUUUGUUUUUUUCUUUCCACCAGGGUCUAAUUUUGGUUUAUCUUUAGUUAGAUGACAUUGCUUUUAGUUGUAUGUUUACCCGUUUAUGGACCAGCAUCACCUCUAUUGGCCGAUCUGGUCACAUGGUUCGCUAACUUUAUUCAGUUGACACCAAGUAGGAGGGCUUUAUGGAGGGAGGAAAAAAAGACAACUCGAGAAAAAUUAGUAUUUUCUACCUUCAGAAAUUAAUGGCCAUGAGUUCGUAUAUGGUGAACUCUAAGUAUGUGGAUCCAAAAUUUCCUCCCUGCGAGGAAUAUUCACAAAAUAACUAUAUACCUGACCAGGGAUCGGACUUCUACAGUCCAUCGCAGGACACAGACUUUCAGCAUCCAGGGAUCUACCCACGGUCAAACUACACGGAGCCCUUCGGCUGCAACACUGUGCAGGACUCCACUGUGCAGCCACGGGGUCAUGUGCGCGAGAGAUCCAGCCACCCGAGCUCUUUUAGCAUACAGACUGAGCAGAGGACCCCGGUCCAAGUGCCCGGACCCAGGACUUGUGGACAGCAGCAAAACACAAAGAGCCAAAAUGGGAUACAAGCCAAGCAGCCUGCAGUAGUUUACCCGUGGAUGAAGAAAGUCCACGUAACUACUGUGAACCCGGAUUACACAGGGCCAGAGCCCAAACGGUCCAGAACAGCUUACACCCGGCAGCAGGUUUUGGAGCUUGAAAAGGAGUUUCAUUUUAACAGGUAUCUGACCAGGCGGCGACGGAUUGAGAUUGCCCACACUCUUUGUCUCUCCGAAAGGCAGAUCAAAAUCUGGUUUCAAAACAGACGGAUGAAAUGGAAGAAAGAUCACAAACUACCCAACACCAAGGGCAGAUCUGCACCAGUCCCCAGUCAUCUGCAAAGCACUCAGAAGGAUAACCAGACUGAUAUCACAACAUUAUAAGAGAGAAAGGUGUCACACCUUUGUAGAAAUUAACUGUACAUAAAAAAGACAGAUUGCAUUCGACUUUUGCAUGGACUGAUGUCAUUUUUAGCCAUUUUUUUAUUUAACAAAAAUGACCCCAGCAGCAUUGACUCAAGACUGAGUGAGAAAAUCAGGUCAGCCUUGAGUUUUGAAAGUUGACCCUGUUUCUUGUUUUAAUUUCCUCAAAGAGACUCAAAAACAUCGAAACAAACUUUUCAAUUUCCUUUUAUUUUUUUAUUUUUUGGACGUUGCCCACCUGAGGACAUUUAAUGAGCAGCCUCGGCUGAUUUCAUGGAUUUAAACAAAGUAUUUAUGCUCUUCUCACAUGGAUUCACGCUGAUUUUUGAAUUGCUCUAUUCAGAACAGGGAAGCCCUUCGUUCAAAUUCCACGCAAACAAAGGUUAUUUCAGUUUUUUCUCCUAUUGAAACUCCAGAUAAAACGCACAAUAUAUAUAUAUAUAUAUAUACUUGAAGCAAACAGUAUUUGCAUAGAGCACGCCUAAUACAACCUACUUUCGUAAGUUGCAAAAAAUCCCGUUGACUCUCAGUUUCUUUGUGACUCCUAUGUUUUAACUUAUUUUGUACAAAAAAGCUUUGAAUUUUUUUAGCCUAAAUAUUAUUCCAAAAAGCAAGACAUUCCUGUGUGCAUACUAUUCUGAGUGCCCUUAUAAAUCUCUCCUGACAUCUUUGUAAACAGUGUAUAUUUUCAGAGGCGCUCUCCUGCCAUUUGAAACUCUUAUAUGAAAGCUCAUUUGUUCUUGCAUGUGGCAUCAAAUUGAUAUUGGAUGUUUCUCAUCGGAAAUAAUCAAAUCCAGAAUAUUCAGGAGUAUAAUUGUUUAUUCUUCUUUAAUCUGAUUUUUACGUCAUUAUUUAUUUGUUCAAAAAACCCUGUAAAUUUUCGUAUAGCACACAUACAAUUUUAAUUAAAAGAAUUCGUUUGAUUUUGAUUAAUCUAAAAUGUGUUUGAACUUCUUUGCAUUAAUUGCAUGGCUUUAUGCAACGUUUUAGUCUUAGUUAAUGUGGGAAUCGUAGAGUUUUCCAUUUACUCCGAGGGGGGCUUUCACGUCACGUUUCAAGACAGAUAUUUUUUUUGUUUUAUACCGUCAUUGUCUUCGAACAAAAAAAGCCCAGAAGCUCUCCCAGAACGAAGAGGUCUUCACUGUGAAGUCUUCACCAUGAGAGGCUUGAAAAGGUAUUUCAACCGAAGGUCGACAAAAGCAGCAGUGGCAGGUUCAUCCAGGGGACACAUUUCAGCCGCAAGGACUGACCCCAACACCCCUGACCCGCCGGACAAGCAGCAUUUUCUCUCCCAGGCGCUGUUGGCUUUGCUUUGGAGGGUUUUUUUCCACACUUACAAAGCUAAAUCCUUCGAAGCAAGAGUCAGUGCGUGAAAUCCAGAGUUGUACACGUGUUUUAACACUAUUUAUAUCAGGCGCAGCCCUAAAAGAUUCUGAUUUGUGCGUUUGUCUCCUCAUGUCAAUAUGCAAUCUUUUUUUUUUUUUUUUAUUUUUUUUAUUUUUGUACAUGCUUUUUACCUUGUAUUGUGCAUUGAGAUGCGAGACGUAUAUUGGAAAAAAUAAAGAUUUUUACUGAA
Molecule: messenger RNA, 3246 nt
Organism: Micropterus salmoides (largemouth bass)
Lineage: Eukaryota; Metazoa; Chordata; Actinopteri; Centrarchiformes; Centrarchidae
Gene: hoxd4a
Product: homeobox D4a
Exons: 2
Coding region: 867-1631 (254 amino acids)
Biological process (GO): embryonic skeletal system morphogenesis; anterior/posterior pattern specification; regulation of transcription by RNA polymerase II
Cellular component (GO): nucleus
Molecular function (GO): DNA-binding transcription factor activity, RNA polymerase II-specific; RNA polymerase II cis-regulatory region sequence-specific DNA binding
Source: RefSeq, a predicted model, not a curated record